Molecule: messenger RNA, 3133 nt
Organism: Camelus dromedarius (Arabian camel)
Lineage: Eukaryota; Metazoa; Chordata; Mammalia; Artiodactyla; Camelidae
Gene: CXCR5
Product: C-X-C motif chemokine receptor 5
Exons: 4
Coding region: 352-1476 (374 amino acids)
Biological process (GO): B cell activation; positive regulation of cytosolic calcium ion concentration; lymph node development
Cellular component (GO): membrane; external side of plasma membrane
Molecular function (GO): C-C chemokine binding; C-X-C chemokine receptor activity; C-C chemokine receptor activity
Source: RefSeq, a predicted model, not a curated record
UGAAAGCUGUUGCUAAAGUCAGUGAAUGAAGACAGGAGAGAAAGACCUCAACAGUAAAAACAGAGGCUGAAAACUCCUUAAGCUGUUGAAACCCAAGGAAGAUGCAUCUUCGCAGGGAUGAAGCGGAAGAUGAAUAUGGAGGAAAAGGCGAAGGAGGGCACUAGAAAGGGUAGAAUCCCAUUGAAUGGCACUGGUUUUGUAUCGUUGUGGACUCCUCCUGGAUGAAAAAACAGAAAGUUGAGACUUGGAGGGGAAGUUGAUCGAAUUCUGCAAAGGAGCUUCUUAAAGGCAUCAGGCGGAGAAGUGCGCAGUAUCAGACAGUGGCCAGUCUGGUGACAUACGGCUAUUACCAUGAACUACCCCCUAACCCUGGACAUGGACCUCAUGAACUACAACCUGGAGGACCUGUACAAGGAACUGGGCAACUACAAUGACAGUACGGAGACCCCCGUAGUGGAAAACCACCUCUGCUCCACAGUCGAGGGGCCCCUCCUGACCUCCUUCAAGGCUGUGUUCAUGCCCGUGGCCUACGGCCUCAUCUUCCUCCUGGGAAUGAUGGGCAACAUCCUGGUGCUGGUGAUCCUGGAGCGGCAUCGGCAAACGCGCAGCUCCACCGAGACCUUCCUGUUCCACUUGGCGGUGGCUGACCUCCUGCUGGUCUUCAUCCUGCCCUUCGCUGUGGCCGAGGGCUCCGUGGGCUGGGUCCUGGGCACCUUCCUCUGCAAAACCGUGAUCUCUCUGCACAAGGUCAACUUCUACUGCAGCAGCCUGCUCCUGGCCUGCAUCGCUGUGGACCGCUACUUGGCCAUCGUCCACGCCGUCCACGCCUACCGCCACCGCCGCCUGCUCUCCAUCCAUAUAACCUGUGCGACCAUCUGGCUGGCGGGCUUGUUCUUCGCCUUGCCAGAGAUCCUCUUCGCCAAGGUCAGUCAGCCCCACCACAAUGACUCUCUGCCACGCUGCACCUUCUCCCAGGAGAACCAAGCCGAAACCAAUGCCUGGUUCACCUCCCGCUUUCUCUACCAUGUUGGAGGAUUCCUGCUGCCUAUGCUGGUGAUGGGCUGGUGUUACAUAGGGGUGGUGCACAGGCUGUGCCAGGCCCAGCGGCGCCCUCAGCGGCAGAAGGCGGUCAGGGUGGCCAUCCUGGUGACAAGUGUCUUCUUCCUCUGCUGGUCACCCUAUCAUGUUGUCAUCUUCCUGGACACCCUGGCAAGACUGAAGGCUGUGGGCAAUAGCUGUGAGCUGAACGGCUAUCUCUCCGUGGCCAUCACUGUGAGUGAGUUCCUGGGCCUGGCCCACUGCUGCCUCAAUCCCAUGCUCUACACUUUUGCGGGCGUGAAGUUCCGCAGUGACCUAUCACGGCUUCUGACCAAGCUGGGCUGUACCGGCCCUGCCUCCCUUUGCCAAUUCUUCCCAAGUUGGCGCAAGAGCAGUCUCUCGGAGUCAGAGAACGCCACCUCCCUCACCACCUUCUAGGUCCCAGCCCCACUGUGUUUCUGCUUUCCUUGGGGCAGGCAGUGAUGCUGGAAUGCCUUCCAACAGGAGCUGGGAUCCUAACAGUUGACCUUGGCCAGUGUCCUUGUAUGAGCAGCUGGAGGAGCCAACCCCUCUUUCCAGGACAUCCUUGCCAGCUCUUCUCCCAGCCCCGUGCCUAGGAUGGGGUCCAGGGAGGGGAAAGCAGCCCAAAGGCAAAGCAAAGGCUACCUGUGCCCGGCUGCAUCGGGGCUGAGAGGACCACACUCGCCUUCUCGCAUCCUAACCAGCCAAAGAUCAAGAAACAACUUUUACUUCUGCCCCUCCCCUUAGGGAAAGUCAACCUCUCCCAGAACAUACUCCAUCAUCUUAUGGGCCACUGACCUCCACAUCCACCCACCUCUCCUGCUAAAAGGAGCUAGAAGCUGAGCACCAGGGAUGGAUGGAGGUUAAGGCUGAGGAAAGGCCAUCUGGCAACAGAGUGUGGCCUUAAAGUGUCCCGGUGCCUAACAAGCACAGACAUUCUGCCAGGCCACCAGCCCAGAGGCAUGUUGACCAAGCAGGAAGCUCAGACUGUCCCAGCCCGGGUAGCUGCCCUGGGCUCUGACCAGAAUGGCGCUGGGCCAGCCCCAUGUCACUGGGCCCUGGGAGGUCUGCAGACUGAAGGCAGACUCCAGGCACCCUCAGAGACCACCCAGUGUCCUAGGGAAGAACUAAGGCCAGCAGAGAGGAGCCCGACCAAGGAAAAAAGAGAUUCUCCUUUCCCAGCUCCAAGGAGGAACAAGUAUAAACCAAAGCCAGCUGUCUUCCCUGCCCAGGGAGGAGAGCCCCCAGCGUGGGCCUGAGGCGGCAGGGUCUGAGGCCCUGUGGGUCCGGGCACUGAUAGGGAAGGAGGCAGACUCAUUUCUCCCUGCCCCUCUCCCCCACAAACUACACAGCCAGGGGAACAGAGAGGAUCCGACCACAGCAGAGGGCGCCAAGAGUCAGAGAAGAGGUGGGGACCUCCUGAGGAGAGAGACAGACUAAAGAGGCCUCUGGGGGUCAUGUCAUUCAGCUCCCACCCGCAGGCCAGGCCAUCCCACUGAGCCUCAGCACGCACCACGCGGCAUCCCCUUGGCCUAGGUAGUGUGACAGGCACGCCUGGGCAGGGAAGUCCCCAGGCUCCAGGAAGCUGAGAGGGUACUACUCUGAUGAAACCAGAGGAAGCGGCUCCUCGCCUGCCUGCCCCUGCCCCCUGCCUGGGGAGGGCUCUCCCUCCCUCCUCCCCAGCCUCUGGUCUGACCAGGGUGGGGACAUCAGCGACCCCUGCACUUGCUGAGGGCACACAUCAGCCACCCAAUCCCACUCAAACCAGUCAGCCAAACCAGUCUCCCUAGGAGGCCCCCCAGGAGAGAUCAGAGCUAUGACCCAGGGGUCUGUGUCUUCACCAUGGAACACUGGGGAGGCCCUGGGGCCCCCUUUUCCUCCCAGCAUCUAGUAGUAAGCUGGGCAGUGGAGGCACCAGACAUGGAAGCAAGAAAGCAAGAAGCCGGAUUUUUAAUUUUCUCUUUUUAAUAAAAAGGCACCUAUAAAACAGGUCAAUACAGUACAGGCAGCACAGAGACCCCCGGAACAAGCCUAAAAAUUGUUUCAAAAUAAAAACCAAGAUGUCGUCUUCACA